UUUUGAGAGGACGGGCAGAGAUUGUGCUGUGACUAGCAGGCGCGGCGCCAUUUCAUCCUCGGAAACCAGUGGCAUCCCGCCGUGAAAGCAGGAGCAUCACCAUGGUGAAAAUCUUCAUUGGGAAUUUGUCACCAGACACCACGACAGAGGAGCUGCGCUCCCUCUUCUCCCAGUAUGGCAAGAUCUCAGAGUGCGACAUCGUCAAGAACUUUGGAUUUGUGCACAUGGACGACAAAGCCAAGGCGGAAGAUGCCAUCAAGAAUCUCCACCACUACGAGCUCAAUGGGCAGGCCAUGAACGUGGAGAUGAGCCGCAGCAGAUCCAAAGCCUCCACCAAGCUGCACGUGGGUAAUAUCAACAGCAGCUGUACCAACCAAGAACUGCGGGCCAAGUUUGAGGAGUACGGCCCAGUGGUGGAGUGUGACAUAGUGAAGGACUAUGCCUUUGUCCACUUGGAGCGUGUGGAGGAUGCCAUGGAGGCCAUCAGUGGGCUGGACAACACGGCCUUCCAAGGCAAACUGCUGAGCGUGAAGCUUUCGACUAGCCGCCUGCGUACUACGCCCGGCAUGGGAGAGAGGACUGGUUGUUAUCGGUGCGGGCAGGAAGGCCACUGGUCCAAAGAAUGCCCGCUCGACACGUUGGGCAACUACAGAGAGGGUGCCGAGCCAAGCUCUGACGGAUUUAAUAGCGGUGCCCCCAGGUUCGGCGGGGGCAGUCGCGGCGGCCGCGUUUAUCAACGGGGCUUCAGUGGCGACGAUCCAGGUUACGGUGGCAGCUACGCUUCCGUGCACGACAUCGGCAGCAGGGGGUCUGCUUACGGCAGCGACAGUGUACCCGGGUAUGACAGGGGCGCGGGCUACGAGAGCGCAAUGAGUUACGGUGUCCCGCAAGGUUAUGGAAUGAGCGCUGCCGAACAUAGCAUGGCCCGGACAUACGCCAGCGAGGCAGCGUACGGAGGCAGCAGCUUGAGCUAUGGUGCGAUCCCAGCCAACCCAGUGCGCCGGUCAUCUUACGAGGACCGGGAUCCGUAUGGUGUCGUGGACUUCUACAAGAAGUACCGGGCUCAAUCGUAUGGAGCCAGUUAUUUUGAAGAGCGCCGGUCUGUCCCUUUGCCAGCCCCACCUCCCCCCUCCUCGGCCAUAAUGAGGGAGCGCCUGCCGCCCUCUAGCCUCGACCAAUACGAGCGCCAUCCCCUCCCCCUACCAGCCCCCAUCUCCUCAUACUACUCACGCGACCGGAGCCCGAUCCGGCGAAUCCCUGCUGAUGCUGAGGGCUACGCGUACGAGCGCGCGCGCCUCUCCCCGGUGUCCUCCCUCCCCAGAAGCUUGGCUUAUGACAUCCCGCGGGACCCCUACGCCGAGCGGGCGCGCUAUGCUUACUAACCUUUUUCCCACUUGUCCAGGUAUCGCGACCGUGUCGUGCUCGGUUGGCCAUCUUAGUUCCGUCUCGCUAUGCGUUUCGACGUGAUAGUGGGAUGGAUGGUGAAAGUGCAUUUAGCUUCACUGUUCGGUAUCUGUCUUGUGUGUCAACUGAUAGCUUAGUAACGUUUGUAUUUCCCCACUGAAAGCAGAAUGUACAUAUAGAUUUGAGGUAUUUAACAAAAAGCAACCAAGUGCACGUGGUUUUGAUUUUAAUGUGAGUCCUGCAGUUACAAGUGAAGUAGCAGUAGUUGAUUCAGUCAUUGCACUUGAUUCUAGUAAGCAGUUUUAUGCAUUAGUGUGAUGAAUGCAAUCAUUUGCUAAUCACGUUCACCUUCCUUUUAACAUGCAUCUAAAACCAUUAAAACAAUACAUACAGGUAUUGUGAAUGAAUGUGGAAAUAAUAUUAAUAAUUAAUAAUAAUAAUUCUACUCCACACCAAAGGCAGGGGCCUCAAUGGACAAAUUAUGCAUUAUGCAUGACUAUUACUCAAAUGUGUUUGAAUGAAAUAUUACACUUUGAAUACUUUCUAAAAAAUGUAUAACAUUUCUAAACUGUUGUGUAGGCAUGCAUAUAUAACUCAGCAAAAAAAGAAACGUCCCUUUUUCAGGACUCUGUCUUUCAAAGAUAAUUAGUAAAAAUCCAAAUAACU
This is a messenger RNA of Coregonus clupeaformis (lake whitefish), 2070 nucleotides long. Its product is annotated as RNA-binding protein 4.1-like. The transcript has 4 exons. Gene Ontology annotation, biological process: mRNA splicing, via spliceosome. NCBI's taxonomy places the organism in Eukaryota, Metazoa, Chordata, Actinopteri, Salmoniformes, Salmonidae. Bases 102 to 1382 code for a protein of 426 amino acids. Gene Ontology annotation, cellular component: nuclear speck. Gene Ontology annotation, molecular function: zinc ion binding; mRNA binding. The record is from RefSeq and is a predicted model, not a curated record.